This is a messenger RNA of Hibiscus syriacus, 1240 nucleotides long. RefSeq names its product receptor-like protein kinase FERONIA. The coding region runs from base 80 to 1156 and encodes 358 amino acids. The record is from RefSeq and is a predicted model, not a curated record. Lineage: Eukaryota; Viridiplantae; Streptophyta; Magnoliopsida; Malvales; Malvaceae. The transcript has a single exon. Gene Ontology annotation, cellular component: plasma membrane; plasmodesma. Gene Ontology annotation, biological process: protein autophosphorylation. Gene Ontology annotation, molecular function: ATP binding; transmembrane receptor protein tyrosine kinase activity.
CACCAGGACAAGAGCCUGUGAUUCUCUCUCUCUCUCUCUCUCUCUCAAGUUUCUAGUUAAACAAACAAAACUCAAGCCAAUGGGUUCUUGUUCACAUUCUCUUCCAUCUUUCUCUAAAGUUUUGAAGGAGAUCAAAUCCAAAAUCAGACGAACAAAAUCCAAUACUCUUAACAGAUCACUUCCAGAUGAAUUAUGUCACCGAAUUUCACUGACCGACAUCAAAGCUGCUACCAACAACUUCCACAAAAACAAGAUUAUAGCCAAUGGUGAUACGGGAUUUAUAUAUGGAGGGAAGAUCAAUGGCGGGUUCUAUGCUAUUAAACGCUUAAUUCCGACCAGUGAUUCACUCCUACCGCUCGUCGAGUUGAGAUGUGGGGCGGAGAUUCUCUGCCAGUUGCGCCACCCGAAUAUUUUAUCUCUCAUUGGUUUCUGCGACGAGAAAAAAGAGAUGAUCCAUGUAUAUGAAUAUGUAAACAAUGGGAGCCUUCACGAUAAUCUCCAUUCUCAGAAUUAUGAUCCCAUCCCAUGGAAGCGAAGACUGGAGAUAUGCAUCGGUGUAGCUCGAGCUUUACAUUAUCUUCAUACGGGAGCAAAGUUUAUACUAAUCCAUCGCGAUGUCAGUAGCAAGAACAUCCUUCUGGACGACCAAUGGACUUCGAAACUCUGUAAUUUCGGUUUCUGCAAGAGGGGGCCUCUUAGCCUAUCAAGGGGUACAGUUUCCAUUGAAGUAGAAUCAGACAUAACUUAUACUUUUGCAUGCUUGGCUCCGGAGGUAGCAAGAACAAGCAGGGUAUCGACCAAAUCUGAUGUUUUCUCAUUCGGGGUUGUUCUGUUUGAAGUUCUGUGUCGUAGACGCGUAUUCGAUGCAAAAUUGCAGAUGGAACAGCGAUUUCUAUAUACUUGGGCACGUAAAUGCAUUGAGAAUGGAACAAUUUACAGUAUAAUUGAUCCAUACCUGAAGGGAAAGAUAAGUCCACAGUGUUUGAAGAAAUUCUUGGAGAUUGCUUACAGUUGUGUCCAGUAUGAGGAAAACAAAAGGCCUACCAUGGGUGAGGUGGAGGCGACCUUGGAGCUUGCGUUGGAGUUGCAGAAGCAAGAAGAAUACGAAAUGGAGAGUAUAAAUCCGCAAGGUGAAUUUAUUUGUGAAGAAGCAUAAUUUUUAUGUACCAUCUAACUGGUUGCUUUGAUGAUGGUAAAUGCACAAAAAUCAUGAAUUAUUGUGUAGGGUCUGAAGAUGUGA